UACACGUUUUAUUGUAAGAGGAUACAUGUAGUAUUCGGCUUCGAUGCGGCCCCACGCCAGCAGAGAACCUCAGCCGCUCGAGAUUGCAGACAUGAUUUUUUCUCGAUUAUUAAAUUGGACUUUUUUUUCUCUCUCCUAUUAUCAAUACAAUGACUAAUUUAGGGAUGCAUAUUUGCCGCUGACAAAGCGGCGUUUGUGGCAUAUUGAUAUCUUCAGUCAUCAUGCUUGCUCAUUUUCUUGCUUUCACUCUCCCGCAUUCACUCCUUGUUCACAUUCAUUUUACACCAGUUUUGUUCAAUCAAUUACAAUUUGAAGGACUGAGAAUCCAGGGGCAUCAUCACACCAUUGUUACGGUAAAUAUGAGUCUCCUAUUCUGGGCCUUGCGAGUGUUGCCAAACUCGGACCGCACUCUUCAUAAUCGGUACUCACCUUUCGCCCUCAGUAAAACAAUAAUAACAAUACAAGAUACUACAGACGCUGCUGGAAGAUCAACAGUCUACCACAGAGCAUCUUCAGAGGCAAGCAUCUCUCAGUACAUACAACUGGACGAGAGAAACUUGUUGCUCGUUUCCUUCAUCACGCCAGAGGCCUUGCUAGAGAUGCCACGCUCCAGAGAUCAGUGUCUCUCGUAGUCAUUCCACCUGCUACAGGCUACUGGAAAUGGCGCACAUCAUGCCUUGAUUUUAUGAUUCUUGACUCUGUGUGACGAUCAACGGG
Messenger RNA from Trichoderma atroviride IMI 206040, 717 nucleotides. NCBI's taxonomy places the organism in Eukaryota, Fungi, Ascomycota, Sordariomycetes, Hypocreales, Hypocreaceae. The record is from RefSeq and is a predicted model, not a curated record.